CUGAGUGUGCAGUGCUUACUGGGAUGGCGCAAUUUUCGAAAGACGCGGUAUAGUAUCGUUCGCCCGCGAUACGCUUCAGUCGCGUUUGUGGCUGCAUGCGAUUUGACGUAUUCUGCGCGUUGUGAUGUCACUUGACAGCUUGUUUUAUGAAAUGUCAAACGUUUUACAUGUUAGGCGCGAGUGAAUAAUAAACAAAUUGACUGUGUUACUAAUUGAUAUUUACACGGUGUGAUAGUUUUCUGUGUGCUAUGGACUGUUAUUAUUCAAAAUUUUAUCCAAGACGUAAGUGACAAAUGGAAUUACUCCGGUGAUCAGUACGGUCACGAUGCAUCCGGCCGGGUACUACGCUAAUCUCGCGAGCGGCGCGCUCGCAGCCGGCACCAUUGCGUCUCCGUGGAGCACGCCGGCCGGCGCGCCCGACACCAAUGGAUCGGGCGGCGCUGACGCCAAGCAUCUCGAUGUCGGAGACGCUAGUGACGAUGAGAAGGACAUGUCGGCGGCGGACGCGGAGGGCGUCUGGAGUCCCGACAUCGAACAGAGCUUCCAAGAGGCGCUGGCGAUAUACCCGCCCUGUGGACGACGCAAAAUUAUUCUCUCCGACGAGGGCAAGAUGUACGGAAGGAACGAGUUAAUAGCGAGGUAUAUUAAACUAAGGACAGGCAAAACGCGUACGAGAAAACAAGUCUCGUCACACAUACAGGUGCUAGCUAGGCGAAAACUACGAGAAAUUCAAGCCAAACUUAAAGUGGACGGCGGAGUGAUGAAGGAAAAAGCCAUGCAGUCAAUGAGCACGCUAUCUAGCGCUCAGAUCGUUGCGGGCCUACCGCACCCAGCGUACCACCAUACGCAAUUUUGGCAGCCAGGCCUACAAGCCGGCACAUCACAGGAUGUGAAGCCUUUCCCCGGUGCGGGCUACAAAGGCGUCCCCGGUGUCGGAGGCGUCGGAGUACCGAGCGGCACCGACGUGGCGCCGCCGCCGCCCUGGGAGGGACGCGCCAUCGCCACACACAAACUGAGACUCGUAGAGUUCUCCGCCUUCGUCGAACAUCCCCGGGAUCCUGAUACGUACCCACCGAGCACGGCGCCGGCGCAACAUCUCUUCGUUCACAUAGGCGGUACCGUCACAUACGCGGAUCCUUUAUUAGAGUCAGUAGACGUUCAGCAGAUAAACGACAAAUUCCCCGAGAAGAAGGGCGGUCUGAAGGAACUAUACGAGAAAGGUCCGAGGAACGCCUUCUUCCUGGUCAAGUUCUGGGCGGAUCUCAACACGAACAACCUCGACGACCCCGGCGCUUUCUACGGCGUCACUAGCGUAUACGAAAGUAAUGAGAACAUGACGAUAACGUGUAGCACGAAAGUGUGUUCGUUCGGGAAGCAGGUGGUCGAAAAGGUGGAAACUGAAUACGCCCGGUUCGAGGGCGGUCGCUUCGUGUACCGCAUCCACAGGUCGCCGAUGUGCGAGUACAUGGUCAACUUCAUACACAAACUGAAACAUCUGCCCGAGAAGUACAUGAUGAACAGCGUACUAGAAAACUUCACUAUACUACAGGUAGUUUCAAACCGAGACACGCAAGAGACAUUACUGUGCGCCGCGUUCGUUUUCGAAGUGUCGAACAGUGAGCACGGGGCGCAGCAUCACAUCUACAGGCUCGUCAAAGAUUGAACCGCCCAGGGGCCCGACGCUCCGCCUUGAGAUUCCAUUCCCGACAGUGCCGGAUCGAACACGAGUGUCAAACGUAAACGAAAUCGACUAAAACUUGGUAGUCGAUUCGAUGUGGUAACUCGUUAACAGCACAUUAUCAACUAAAUCAUCGACUAAACAGAUCUCGGUGCCAAAACAUAUGAAAUAUCGAUUUCACAUGCGGUAGUCGAUUUUAAAUAUCGAUAUCUUAGUAUUCCGUGUGCUACAAUUCGUUCGUUUUAUACAUCCCUAACUUUCAGUUUACAGUUUUUUUUUAAUUUAUUUAUCGAUUCAGAUAAAGUGUUAUUGUACGGUGCCUAUUAUUUUUAUUUGAAUCACAUCGAAAUACAAAUACGUUAGAGACAUUUGUGUUCGUGAUUUAAAAAAAAAAAGAUAGAAAUGACGUGGAAAUAACAUAGAACAAUAAGAUAUAAUUACGAAAAUUAUACGAAUUUGGACAAUCUAAUUGGAAACUAGAGAGACAUUAACAAUAAUUUUUAUUAAUUAAACGUAAGACUGAUCGGACGUAGUAAAACGAAUUGUUCAAAUGGAAGUUUAUUUUUAAAGAUAUUAAAAGACGUUUUAUCGUGUUACAGACUUAACAAAAACGUUCGGUCAGUGAGUGAAUGAUAUUGAAUGUUACCAACCACGUCUAAAUGUAAGUGAGCACAAAAAUCAAAAAGUUAGCGAGUAAUUGAAAACACAAAAACGUUUGGUUCGUAUUUUCAUAUUCGUAAAGUUUAUAAUUGCCAAUUUUAAUUAAUAACGCUAUAUUAAGUGCUCGCUCUACGAUCAACGGCAUUACAAAAUAUGAAAAGGAAACGAAAACAUAUAGAUUUGAGCCUAAAAUAGCAAAAUGUGAUCUGAGAAUAACGCUACAAGUAUUUUUGUAAUUAAAUGUUUAUUGUAUAGCUCAAUUUUUUAAUACUGUCUUUAGUCAUAGUUCACUGAACUGUUUCAUAAAGCCUCAAUUAUUAUAUUCUAAAUCAAUUUAUGGUUGAAAACUGUUUUAUUUUCGUAUACUGGCCACUAGAAGAAAUUAAAAAAUUUUUUUUUAAAAAAACCUUCAGAAUAAAACGUCGGCACAGAUAAAGCAAACUAUCCGAAAAUAAUAUUACAUAAUCUGAACUUGAACUUAUAAUUUAAUUCAGGCCGUCAAUAAAAUUGACUAAGUUAUUGGGCAAUAUAUACUAAAAUAUAUAUGUCACUGGUAUUCUAUGAAACAGAAUCGUGAACUAUACGUUGUUUUAAUACAUUUCUUAGUCUUUCUAAAUCAUGUUUUUAAUUGAUUUCGAGUACUUUUAUUUUGAAAAAAAAAAUCACGAGAGUAACAAUAAUUAAUAU
Bombyx mandarina (wild silkworm) is the source of this 3025-nucleotide messenger RNA. RefSeq names its product TEA domain transcription factor 1 homolog scalloped (gene scalloped). The record is from RefSeq and is a predicted model, not a curated record. NCBI's taxonomy places the organism in Eukaryota, Metazoa, Arthropoda, Insecta, Lepidoptera, Bombycidae.